AUUAUCAAUCAGUACAACAUAAAAGACAGUUCCGAAUCCUCUAGCUCAAUUUCUGCCAUUCUUACCUCUGAUCAUGUGACCAAUGAGGAACUGACUAUUUAUAGACAGUGGGCAUUUAUUUACGAAUGCAUAAUUAGAAAUGCCCACAACGUAGACACAAUUGUAACCGGAAGCAAGAUUGACCUUUCUGCAUCGACAGGAAGUGACGAAGACCAAAUGUUACAAGUCAAAGACACAGAAAUCGUCACCUCAGUAGACAGUGAUGAAAGCAUGGCGGGAAAUGUGAUCAUCAUGAACACAGACAAGUGUCCACCAGGAUAUAUGUUACUGAAUCCGUAUAAGCUUUCUCUGAAUGAGAUGGCACAUGAAACUAGAUCAUGUGUAGAAGCCUGCAUCCAAUCAAACAAUGUUCUUUAUUUGUCAAGUGAGACUUUCAUUAAUUACUAUAUGAAUAUGAUAGUAGGAAUGGAUAAAUAUUCCCCACCUUCUUUCCACGCCGGGUAUCCACUGCGUCAUGGUCCAUGCGUCAUGCUGAAUUACUCCAAAUAUGGAAAGGAUUCAGAAAUUGGUAUUGGUUUGAAAUGUUCCUCGUGGCCCAAGGAUUCAGUGGAGUGGAUAUCCAGGAAACGAAACUCUAACUGGCCAAACCAACUGUUGAUCAACAAAAUCAAAGUUAUGCCCUGUCAUGCUUUACCGGUGGGUUGUAUGCAGUCUGAGAAUUGCCAUCUAGAAUGGCGGUUUGCCUUCAUCUUGCCAGAGCGAGAGCUUAUCUGGAAUUUCAGCGAUGUUCAAAUUCAAUGCUAUGUUAUUUUUAAAACGCUGAAGAGAGAGGUUCUAGAUAAAAUUGUCCCUGAUGAAAUUAAUUCUUUUCAUCUGAAAACCAUUGUAUACUGGGUAUCUGAAGAAAUCCCUGUCUGUGAUCCAUCAAAUUUAACUAACUCUGUGAACGCUUGUUUAUCUUUCUUGAUCACAUGUAUCCGGAAGAGGCACUUGUCGCAUUAUUUUCUGAGAUCUCGAAAUCUUUUUACGGGCAAACUGGAGGAAGAAAUGGUGAGGGACCGUCUCAUCUCGGAAAUUGAACUCAUACAGGAGAAUAUCAUUGGCUUUUUAAUUAACUGUGAGUGGUGGUACAAAUGCGGUAGUAAAUUUCUAUUAUCACUGCGGUUGUUUGUACAAAAUGCACCAAAUGUGGACUUUCUUUCUGCCUGUACAGCUAUUUUGGAAACUGGGAACAGGAAAUUGCGACGUAACAAAUAUACCCAUGCCCGAUGUCUCAGUAUGGAGGUAACAGUAGGGAUUAUGUUUUUGCAGACAAGUGUUGAAAGUUUAUUGAAAGUUGCUAAAGAAGUGGAUGAAAUGCUGAAGACAUUGAUGGGUGACUUUGCAUUGAAGUUCGUGUCCAUUCGUAUUGGAAUGAUCUUUCUUGUGGAAGCUAAGAAAACAGCGGAUCUAGAAAUACGACGUAAGCUCAUCUCUGAGUCAAAGCGGUGCUUGGAAGCAGGAUUGCAACAUGAUGUUCUGGCAGCAAACAUGUAUUUAUUAACGUAUCACUAUCAAACAAGAAAUUAUAGUGUUAUCCAAAAAUUUAUGAAAGACCUAUUUGGCAGACGUGCAGCUAUUCCAUACAAAGGGACACCUGGCUUAUUUAUUUGUGGGAAGCGUUCAUUGCUUUCACCGGAUAUGGAUGAAACUGUAACGGUAGAAGAUAUGGCGAAUGAAAACGAUCUCGCUUUUGAUGUUAUGUUCAGUUGUUCGGAUAUAUCUUGCGUGCCCCCUGCUUUACAAUACGAAUGUGCUCUUUUGGGUGGGAGAUCUAAUUGGUGUUUUUGUUCAGUUAAUCCACUUGUGUAUGGCUGUUAUGUGCAGUUUCAGGUUGCGUUCAACUUAAGAGAUACAGAGCAAUUGUCUCUAUCACUAAGACAUUUAAAGUCGAUGGUGUUAUAUGUUGAAAAUGGGGAAGAGUGUUCGAGUGGAAUGCCUGUAGAACUUCAUCGGCAUUACAAUAUCAUGGGAUAUUGUUACAGUAUGAUCGAUGAUGUACCGAAUGCCAUAAAGUGGCUUACGAAGUCUCUGGAAGUCUGUCCAAUCAAUGGAAAUGCAGCAGCAUAUCACUUAUACAUUACUCUCUACAAACUAUUUUUGUCAGCACUAAGAGCGAGAGAGAAUUCCUUUGCCAGCCGCACCACGAGGGCUAAUAUUCCACCAACAUACCUGCCGGCGAACACAACAAAACUCGACCUAUUUGAAGAUUAUGAGCGGAAUUUAGCGCCAGAUAUAAGGAGUCUCAAACUCACUGCUUUCAAGUCUGUACGGGAGCUGCAUGAGUGUGCGCGUAGAAGUCGAGAGACGCCCGAAUCGAAUGCUGAACGUUACCACCAUUUCACGUUUGACUUCAGUGAGAGUGUGAGUCUCCCACAUCAUUACAACCAAAUGGGCCCGCUGAAUUUUCUAUCCCUUAGAAUAGUACACAUCAAAGAAUUUCGCUUAGAUAGUGAGCUACGGCAACUGAACUUUGCCUGGAUGAAAAUGAGAUCGGAAAAGAUGGCGGCGACGCUCAAUGCCUUAAUGCCGUGA
Dreissena polymorpha is the source of this 2574-nucleotide messenger RNA. RefSeq lists its product as uncharacterized. NCBI's taxonomy places the organism in Eukaryota, Metazoa, Mollusca, Bivalvia, Myida, Dreissenidae. The annotation marks the transcript as partial. The record is from RefSeq and is a predicted model, not a curated record. The transcript has 3 exons.